Molecule: messenger RNA, 3223 nt
Organism: Pseudoliparis swirei
Lineage: Eukaryota; Metazoa; Chordata; Actinopteri; Perciformes; Liparidae
Gene: prkar2aa
Product: protein kinase, cAMP-dependent, regulatory, type II, alpha A
Exons: 11
Coding region: 701-1864 (387 amino acids)
Biological process (GO): regulation of protein phosphorylation
Cellular component (GO): cAMP-dependent protein kinase complex
Molecular function (GO): cAMP-dependent protein kinase regulator activity
Source: RefSeq, a predicted model, not a curated record
GUUCAAUCGUGCGUGAAGAGCUGCGGAGCGCCUCACCGGGACGGUGGAAACGUGCGUUUAGUUAAUUUUUCUUUUCAGGCUUCUCCUGUUGUAAUACACCGCUGGAGUAACGUCAGAAACUUGUUUUCGCAAGGUACUUCGUGGUUGUGCUUAACGGCGGCGUGUCUCUACGCAGUAACCGCUGAGCUGAGGAUUUGUCACCUGUCUGCAGCAGCUGACUUGUUACUCCAAGUGAGUGGUGUCUUUGAGGCGGUCGCCAAAAAGGAAAACGGGCGCUUGCUAACGAGUAGUUAGCGAACUCAGCCGGUUAGCCCGUCAGCUAGCCCGCUCUCCCCGCCGCCACACCAAGUCCCACCCUCCCAGAGUGCGUGGACGUCGUAAGAGGCUGCAGCGGCGAAGGCGGUCGCGUUUCUCCACUCAACUCAGCCAGCGUCGCUCUGCAGCUGGCCGCCGAGCUAAAAUAGCCUCUGAGACGUGAGCCGGGCAACGCCGUCGUACAAUUGCUGCCGCUUUUUUUUUGUGUGUGGCGUUGGACGAGUGUCUUCCGUGGAGGAAUACGGUCGCUAGACUGGCUAAAAAGAAGAGACGAAACAAGGGGAGACGAGGCAGACACCAAGAAGGAGGAGGGGACUGGCUAGUUUAGCCGGGGAGACCGAAUCUCACAUAGAUAGCAAACGCCGCCACCGUGCCACACACAGCCAUGAGUAUUGAGAUACCGGUGGGGUUGACAGAACUGCUGCAGGGCUAUACCGUGGAGGUACUGCGACAAAGGCCCUCAGACCUGGUGGAUUUUGCAGUACAGUACUUCACCCGUUUGCGGGACACCAGAAGCCAGGAUGGUGCCGGUGGAAAGACCGGAAAAGGAGUCGUGUUUGAUGGGGAGCCGAUGCAGACGGAGUCCAACGGAGAUGACGAUGACGAUUCUGACUUUGAACCUCCACCACCCAGCAGAUUCAACAGGAGAGUGUCCGUGUGUGCGGAGGCAUUCAACCCAGACGAUGACGACGAGGACACGGAGCCCAGGGUGGUUCACCCAAAAACAGAUGAGCAGCGCUGCAGACUGCAAGAGUCCUGCCGAGACAUCCUCCUGUUUAAAACACUUGAUCAGGAGCAAUUCUCGGAGGUGCUGGACGCCAUGUUUGAGUCGCGGGUUCAGCCCCUCGAUCACGUCAUCGACCAGGGCGACGAUGGGGACAACUUCUACGUCAUAGAGAGGGGGGUGUAUGACAUAAUGGUAAUGGGAUCAAUGGUGGGUCAGUAUAACAAUAAGGGCAGCUUCGGGGAGCUGGCACUCAUGUACAACACGCCACGCGCCGCCACCAUCAUCGCCACCGAGGAGGGGGCGCUAUGGGGACUGGACCGUGCAACGUUUCGUAGACUCAUUCUGAAGAACAACGCAAAGAAGAGGAGGGUGUACGAGGCUUUCAUUGAGUCCGUGCCCUUACUCAAAUCACUGGAGGCAAACGAGAGGAUGAAGAUUGUGGAUGUUUUAGGAUCAAAGCAGUUUCCUGAUGGUGAGCGCAUCAUCACACAGGGAGACAAGGCUGAAUGCUUCUAUAUAGUAGAAUCUGGGGAGGUGAAGAUCAUGAUGAAGAGUAAAACAAAGGCGGACCAUGCAGACAAUGCGGAGGUUGAGAUAACACGCUGUAGCAGGGGUCAGUACUUUGGGGAGCUGGCCUUGGUCACUAACAAGCCCCGGGCCGCCUCAGCCUACGCAGUGGGUGGUGUCAAGUGUGUGGUAAUAGACAUUCAGGCGUUUGAGCGCCUCCUGGGAUCCUGUAAGGAGAUCAUGAAGAGGAACAUCACCCACUAUGAGGAGCAGCUGGUGGCCCUGUUCGGCUCCAGCAUGGACCUGAGAGACUGAGCCUCCCACACCACCCUCCGUGCCUUCUAUUACACACACACACACACACACACACACACACACACACACACACACACACACAUGUCCUCUCUCACAUCAUACAGUGGCUAUACAGACUCAUAAGCUUUACAUGAGGUGUACAAACAAAUGAGGAAUUGUUUGCUCACCUACAAUUCCACGCAGUAUGAACACACACACACACACACAUGUACAUUGACACCAUUGAGAGAUGCCCACUUCACUUAGUCUCCUCAUGCACAUACUAGUUCAACACGCUUAUUAAUAGGCUCACGCACGCAGACGCGCACACACACACGCACACACACACACACACACACACACACACACACACACACACACACACACACAGAGAGAGAGAGCAAGCUAAAGUCCACCCACCUCAUUCCCUGAGCCAGCGUCGAGUAACCUCAGUAGGAAUGUCUUCGCUGCAAUGACCUUAAUACAGGUAACGCAGUGUAAAGACAUACAAUACACACCCAUCUUCAUACGUGCAGGCUUUGUAUUCACAUGAGCAUACACACAACUUAAACAAAGUCUCAGCACAGGAUACAUUAACAUACACACACACGGGUACAGAUACACAUAUUGUCAAAAACAUAUAGGCAACCACACUUGCAAAAACGGACACAUUGUGGUAAAAUGGAGACAAAACUUUUUAAAUCUCUGAAAAGGAAAAUUAAUCAAAAUGCAAAAAAGAGAGUUUAACGAAGACAAAAGUUUUAGAAAUGUUUUAUGAAGAUGAAAAAAACUAUUACAGAAGCUUUGAUAAAAUAUUAUUUAAAUAAAAAAAGUGUUUCCUCUUUGGGAGGCCGGGGUGCAUAACUUUGUGAGCGCGCUCCAUUUCUUCCUCUACUGUUGUUGAUUGAGUUGAGUUAGUGCUGGUGAUUAUUGCAGUAACACAGAAGAAGCAGUGAAAACAAUUUAAAAAAACUAUGUUUUCUGGGCCAUUGUUAUUCUAUAAUUGAUGCCACACUUCAUUGUAUUGAAUUAAUUAUUAAUGUAUUGUUAUUAUAUAUUCAUUGAUUAUUUUUUUGUUUUGCUUUGACCAAUUAUGUUCAAAUUCACCAUCCAUCUGACAAAAUGUAAAAACAAAAGAAAUUCUAAUAAAAAAAAUUUAUUGCUUAUUUAUCCUUAUUUAUCCUUGAAUGAGUUGUCCUGGAUAAAAAAAACAAAAAAAUAAAGCAAACAUUUUGUUAAGUCUUGCCUCCUUUGUUGAACAUCUGCACAAACUUGAAUGUGUUCACUGUUAUUUUGAGGGUCCAUGUAUCUAAUACUCAUGAGGUGAUUGUGAUUGAUUAACAGUGUAUGAUGCCAUAAAGCACACACCCAAACACUUCA